Messenger RNA from Ziziphus jujuba (common jujube), 2761 nucleotides. Its product is annotated as monosaccharide-sensing protein 2. Gene Ontology annotation, biological process: transmembrane transport. The transcript is spliced from 5 exons. Gene Ontology annotation, molecular function: myo-inositol:proton symporter activity. Gene Ontology annotation, cellular component: membrane. The record is from RefSeq and is a predicted model, not a curated record. Lineage: Eukaryota; Viridiplantae; Streptophyta; Magnoliopsida; Rosales; Rhamnaceae. The coding region runs from base 279 to 2447 and encodes 722 amino acids.
GUACGCAUUAAUUAUCGCCACAAUGUGUGUCACAUGCUUACAUGAUCACCAUGUAUAGCAGCACAGCUUGAUUUUCUUCCAUGUUACAGAUCUGAAACGCCAGUUUGCAUCUCUUCCACCUGGUAACGACUAUUUCUUUAUAUUCUCAAGAGUCCCAAUUCCAUUACUGAAGUGAUUAGAAUUGGGUUGCAACUAGAUGCUCUACUCUGAAUCCCUUCUGGGUAAUUAGGAGGGUUGGAUUAGCUAGCCCACUGAAAGAGGGGAAAAGAAAAAGAAAAAUGAGAGGAGCUGUGUUGGCAGCCAUUGCUGCAGCAAUCGGAAGUCUGUUGCAGGGUUGGGAUAAUUCGGUGAUUGCAGCUACUGUUAUUGACAUCAAAAAGGAAUUUAAAUUGGAAAGUGAACCAACAAUUGAAGGGCUAAUUGUAGCAAUGUCGCUGAUCGGAGGCACGAUUGUUACAACAUUCUCUGGAUCUGUAUCAGAUUCUGUAGGAAGAAGGCCAAUGCUUAUAAUGUCGUCGCUACUAUUUUUCAUCAGUGCACUGGUAAUGUUAUGGGCUCCCAAUGUUUAUGUUCUACUUUUGGCGAGGCUACUAGAUGGAUUUGGUACUGGUUUGGCUGUUACUCAGGUUCCUGUCUAUAUAUCUGAGACAGCCCCAGCAGAGAUAAGGGGACGAUUAAAUACCCUUCCACAAUUCACUGGUUCUAGUGGGAUGUUCCUUUCCUAUUGCAUGGUGUUUGGGAUGUCACUUGGGGGUUCAUCCAGUUGGAGACUCAUGCUUGGUGUUCUGUCCAUUCCAUCUCUGGUUUAUUUUGCAUUGACAGUAUUUUUUCUGCCUGAAUCUCCAAGAUGGCUCGUGAGCAAAGGCCGAAUGGUUGAGGCCCAACUAGUUUUGCAAAGACUCCGUGGCACAGAAGAUGUUUCAGGUGAGUUGGCUUUGCUUGUUGAGGGUCUUGGGACUGGACGGGAGACAUCCAUAGAAGAGUACAUAAUUUGCCCAACCAGUGAGCCUCUUGACCAACAGGACAAGAAUGUAGAGAAAGAUCAUAUCAGAUUAUAUGGGCACGAGGAGGGUCUUUCAUGGGUUGCCAAACCUGUAACUGGACCGGGUUCUUUGGUCUCCAACCAAGGAAGUUUGGCCAAUAUCCCUCUUAUGGAUCCCCUGGUCACUCUCUUUGGCAGUGUCCAUGAAAAUCUAUUGGAUGCAGGAAGUAAGCGCAGCAUGUUUCUUCCAAACAUGGGUAGUAUAAUUGGAGGUGCAGAGCAUCAAGGUACACAUGAAAAUUUUGAUAUGGAGAAUCAAGGCAAUGAUGAUGAUGACUAUGCAUCCGACUCAGCUGGGACUGAUCAUGAUGAAAAUUUGAGAAGUCCAUUGCUUUCACGCCAUCACACUAAUGCUGAAAAGGACAAUAUUCCUGUUUCUGGGGGUAGCAUUUUGGGUAUCAGAAGCAGCAGCCUCUUGCAAGGGAAUGCAGUUGGUGAUGAGGCAAUGGGUAGUACUAGUGUUGGUGGUGGUUGGCAGCUUGUUUGGAAAUGGUCAGACCGCAUACGAAAGGAUGGGAAAAGGGAAGAAGGACUUCAAAGGAUCUAUUUGCACCAGGAAGGUUCAGCAGCGUCUAAGCCUGGUUCCUUUGUUGCACCUCCUGGUGUGCCUGGAGGAAGUGAAUACUUUCAGGCUGCUGCUUUGGUUAGCCAUGAUAAACCUGUAGGACCAGAAAUUCUCCAACAAUCUACAACCCUUAGUAAAGGGCCAACUUGGAAAGAUCUUUUAGAACCAGGAGUAAAACGUGCAUUAGUUGUUGGUAUAGGACUCCAAAUUCUUCAGCAGAUUUCUGGGAUAAAUGGUGUUCUUUAUUACGCUCCUCAGAUUCUAGAGCAAGCAGGUGUAGCAGCACUUAUUUCAAAUAUGGGAAUGAAACCAGCCUCUGCAUCGUUGUUCAUAAGUGCCAUUACAACACUCUUGAUGCUUCCUUGUAUAGCUAUUUCAAUGUGGCUAAUGGAUAUCUCUGGUAGAAGGUCCUUGUUGCUCUCCACAAUACCAAUCCUUAUAGUGUCGCUCAUAUUGCUGGUAGUAGGCAGUGUUGUCAACUUGGGCUCUGUUUUAAAUGCAAUAAUAUCCGCUCCUGGUGUUAUGGUGUACCUAUGCUGCUUCGUGACGGGUUAUGGGGUGAUUCCCAACAUUUUGUGUUCAGAGAUCUUCCCAACUAGAGUUCGUGCCUUAUGCAUUGCGAUAUGUGCCCUCACUUAUUGGAUAUUUAACAUCGCUGUUACAUAUUCAUUUCCUAUUAUGCUCAACUCCUUUGGCCUUGCAGGUGUUUUCAGCAUCUAUGCUGUUGGUUGCACCAUUUCUUGGAUUUUUGUUUUUCUAAAGGUUCCGGAAACCAAAGGCAUGCCUUUAGAAGUCAUUUCUGAGUUCUUUGCAAUUGGUAAAAUACAAGCUGAUGAAUAACUCAUAUACGGUUAAGUUAGUUUGAACCUUUUGGAAGCAGUGAAAAUCUGAAAAGGGGAGCUUCUUUGUGUGUACAGCUGUUGCCUUAUGUUUGAUGGAUAUUUCUCUGUUGAUCAAUGGUUCAUGUACAUUUGUUUAGAUCUUUCAAGAACAAUAUGAAAGUGUGAGAGAUGUUUGAAAAUUUGUUGCUUCGACAGAAAAAUAAUGCUUCAGACAAAAAACUUGUUAAAAACAUGGCUGUGUCUAUCGUUUGAGCACCCAUGUUUUUGUAUUUGCUUUAGAAGGAUGAAAGAGUACAAUAAUUCUUAAUAAUA